GCGGGGCGGCGCGCGCGGAUUGGCGGCGGGCGGGCGGGACGGUUGAGCCGCGCGGGCCGGCGGCGCGCGCGCGCGCCAUGGCGGCAGUGUGGCAGAACCCCUACCUGAACGUCUUCAAGCACUUCAAAGUGGAGGAAUGGAAGCGGUCAACGAAAGAGGGGGAUGUGACAACCUUCAUGGACAAGACGCUGAAGGGAACGGUGUAUCGGAUCCGAGGCUCCAUUCCUGCUAGUAACUACAUUCAGCUGCCAAAGACCAGCACACAGUCGCUGGGCCUUGUUGGGCGUUACCUCUACGUGCUGUUCAGGCCUAUGCCAAACAAAUACUUCGUUGUGCAUCUGGAUGUUGCUACAGAGGAUAACCAGGUGGUUCGCAUCUCUUUCUCCAACCUAUUUAAGGAGUUCAAAUCCACGGCCACAUGGCUUCAGUUCCCCUUCAUCUGUGGAGCUUCCAAAGGGUCAGUUUAUGAGAGCACAGCCAAGACUUCCAAGCAAGAUCUAGUGGGAGCAGCCCCUGCCAACGUGCGCUGGACCUGUCUGAUGCUUGAUCUCCACUACAUCCUCUCCAUGUAUCUCAACCGACGUUACAGCCAUCUGAAGAGUGUCAAGCUCUGUUCCAAUCUACUUGUGAAAAAUCUCUGCACAAGUGACUUGCUGUUUGACCCAGGUGUGACUUUCUCUGAAGCCCGACAAGCUAACCUGGCCUGCCAUGGUAUGUCUCCCAUGCCACGGGAAAUGGCAUUCCCUGUGCCAAAGGGAGAGAAGUGGCAUGACCGCUACGACUAUAUCAGGUUUCCAUCCGAUGGGUCCAAGCUGCCAUAUGACUCGAUCCAAAAGAGCUGUUCCAGUCUUGCAGCAGGUGGCCAAGUUUUGGAAGACCCAGUCCACCAGCUGCCCCAGCCAGUAACACUCACCAAAGCAGUCCGUGACCGACUGUCCCUCAUCCAGCAGAUAACCAGUCCCAAAGCUAUGCCACGUAGGUGUCCUCUAAUUACAAAAAGCAUUCCUGAGGUUCACCUAACAACCCCAGGGCCUUUGGAAACCAUGCAUGCUGGGGAGCAGGAGGUAAACAAGAAAGGGAGACUACAAGGUGCUGGCGACUCUGCUGGGCAGUCACCAGCAGUCACUGAUGGUGGUAUUCACGUGUAUGCUCACAAGAAGAGUGAACGAACUAUCCAUGCUGUCAACACUAGCUUGGAGAAGAGUGUAUACAUGAAGGUCACUGGACCAGAUGUGCUGUCUAGCAGGAGAGCCUCUCACUGCAGGAGGCUCUUACCAGAUCCAAUCCUGAAGCUGAGGACAAUUAUUGGCUUUGGAGGGUGCAGCACCAAAUGGGCGCUGUGGACUCGGGACAACUCUGCGGUGGUCUACCCCUGCCAUGCUGUUAUAGUGACCAUGCAGAUUCAGACCGGAGAACAGAGGUUCUUCGUUGGACAUACAGAUAAGGUGUCAGCACUGGCAUUCAAUGGAAACAGCACCUUGCUAGCUUCUGCACAGACUGGCCCCUUGAGCGUGGUGCGCCUCUGGGAAUUCCCGAAGGGGAACUGCCUGUCAGUGUUUAAAACCCACGUCCGGUCGCUCGCAUCCCUAAGCUUUUCCUACAGUGGGGCAGUUCUUUGUGGCAUUGGAAAGGACGGACAUGGCAAAAUGAUGGUCAUGGUGUGGAACACUGCUCAGGUGACCUGUGGUGGAGAGGUAGUCGUGCUGGCCAAAGCACACACAGAUGUGGACAUCCAAACUUUGAAGAUUGCUUUUUUUGAUGAUACCAGGAUGGUGUCGUGCGGCAGGGAUAAUGUGAGGCUGUGGCGAGUGCGGGGCGGAGCACUGCGCUCGUGUCCUGUGAAUCUGGGCGAGUACCAUUCCCUGGAGUUCACCGAUCUGGCCUUCGAGGAGGGGCACUCGGCGGAGCGGGAGCCGGAGGACCGCACGCUCUUUGUCUGCAGCAAGAGCGGUCACGUACUGGAAAUGGACUACAAGAAUGUCUGCAUCAGGAGCGCCCGGCGGCUCCUGCCCUCCCAGCCCCAGCACUGUCACCAGCAAGAAAAGCAAGCCUGUGGUGCAGGCCCUGGGAUUGCUAUAAACAGUAUUAGCGUCUCCUCAACUUUCUGUGCUACGGGUUCAGAAGAUGGUUAUCUGCGGCUGUGGCCACUGGACUUCUCUGCUGUCAUCUUAGAGGCAGAGCACGAGGCUCCAGUGAGUUCUGUCUGCGUCAGUCCAGACAGCCUCAAAGUUUUGUGUACAACCACCACUGGGAAUCUGGGCUACCUGGAUAUACAGUCCCGAGAUUAUAACACCCUCAUGCGCUCUCACACGGACUCAAUUUUGGCAUUUUCUGUGGAGGGGAUUCGGAAGCAGAUGGCAACAGUGUCUCAGGAUAACACCAUCCGAGUCUGGGACCUUGUGACCAUGCAGCAGCUGUAUGACUUCACAGCUGCAGAUGAAAGGCCAUGUGCUGUGGCCUUUCACCCCACCCAGCAGAUCCUUGCCUGUGGCUUUGACAGCGGGGUGGUGCGAACCUUCAGCCUGGCUGCCUCCGACCUCCUGGUGGAACACAAGCAGCACCGUGCUGCUAUCACUGGUCUGACCUUCUCUCCAGAUGGCAAUUUCAUGUUCAGUUCCUGUUCACAGGGAACUCUGGCUCUUUACAACUGUGUGGUACAGAAAAGCCAUGUCCUGAGAGUCCUGGGUAAUGUGGUGGUCCGGGAUGCUGGGAGUGGUCCUGAUGCUUUGGUGCUUAGUGAGGACAGCCGUCUCCUGGCCUUUGUGGGUCCCUCUAAGUUCAUUGUGACUGUGAUGGAGGCCUGCUCUCUUGAUGAGCUGCUGAAGGUGGACAUCAGCAUCUUUGAUUUGGACAGCGUGGCCCUGGACUCUGCGGUGAGAAUCUGCUUUGCUCCUGUGCCUCAAGGCCAGCUCCUGGUAUCCACUUCCUCCAAUAAAAUCCUUGUGCUUGAUGCAAAAAGUGGACGACUGGUGCGAGAGGUGCCUCCUGUGCACAAGCUGUCCUGUUCUUCUUUGUCAUUAAGCAAGGAUGCCAGGUACCUGCUCACUGCUGGUGACAAGGUUAUCAAAGUGUGGGACUACCAGAUGCGCUUUGAUGUCAACUUCCAGGUAUACAUUGGCCACUCGGAGCCAGUGCGACACGUGGCCUUCACCCCAGACCAAGAGCAUGUUGUCAGUGUUGGAGACGCCAUCUUCCUCUGGGAUUUCCUAGCUCUGUCUGCAGAGGGGUCACCCCCAGCUGUUGCGCAUUCUUCCAAGGCUGAUCUGCCUCCCAGAGUAGAAAGGAGCUCUGAGAAGCUGAAGGAUGCCACGGAGAUACCUCGGCAGACAGCUCCUCUUCCAUUGUUGUCCUCACCACCAUGUCUGGGUGUCAGUUCUGUCCACCAAGUGGGAUGUCAUGGUAUUUUCUCCGAGUCAGAUGAAGAGGAGGAAGCAAAUCUCCCAGGCAGCAGCAAAACAGUGGCAAAUGGAGACAAAGACCCGUCGGUCCUUGUGGUGGAGUCAGUCAGGAGUGAGGAGCCUUUUGUUGUGAGGCCCAAAGUGAGACAGGAGAGCUCGAGGUCUCCCAGUCACUCAGGAAAUGCAUCUAGAAAGGAGACCAAAGGUCCCAAAUCCCAGUGCUCCAUCCGCCCAGAUUCCUAUCGGCAUUUUACUCCUCGCUUUAAGGCAUCAGUGCUCCCCCAGAGUUUCUCAUCACCUCCAGCUGGCUAUGAGGUCUUGAAGCUAAAAGCAGUGAUCGGCUACAAUGGGAAUGGCAGAGGGAAUAUGGUGUGGAACCCAGACACAGGCUUCUUCGCCUACACCUGCGGUUGCAUCAUUGUGGUUGAAGACCUGCACUCAGGAUCACAGAAUCACUGGCUUGGCCACGCUGAGGAGGUCUCUACACUAGCUGUCAGCCACGAUGCCCAGGUUCUUGCCUCUGCUUCGGGACGGAGGAGUGGAGACUCACACUGUCAGAUCUGCAUCUGGAACAUCCAGGAAGGGGUUUGCACAAGACGUCUCUCCCAUCAUGAGACGCAAGUGCAAGCCAUGGCAUACUCUCGGGAUGACAGAUUUCUCAUUACAUUAGGUGACUACAGUGAUCAAACUAUUGCACUGUGGGAUACCUACACUUAUGAACUCAUGUCAUCGACUCACAUCUCAGAGCCAGUCCAUGAUGUGGCUUUUAAUCCUCUUUCUCACGGAGAACUGGCCUGUGUGGGGAGGGGAGCAGUGACGUUUUGGCUGUUGGAGCAGCGGGGGGCUGACAUCAACCUCAAGGUUCAUCAGGCGCCUGUCCCUGAUGCGUUAGGACUGGUGGAACUGACCUCACUGUGUUACGGUGACGACCCUCUUCUUUAUAGCGGGACCAACACAGGCCAGAUCUGUGUGUGGGACACAGAGACUAAUCGCUGCUUCAUGACAUGGGAGGCUGAUGAAGGCGAGAUCGGUGUGCUGGUGUGUCAGCACAACAGGCUGGCCAGCGGCAGCAACACGAAACGCAUCCGUCUGUGGGCAGUGGCAGCCGUGGAGGAGCUGAGGCAGAAAGGUUCUGACGCCAGGUCUAGCUCCGUCCUGCUGGAACAUGAGAUGACCCUCGAUGGGACAAUAGUCAGUGCAGCCUUUGAUGACUAUCUAGAAAUGGGAAUUGUGGGCACCACCACAGGAACACUGUGGUACAUCAACUGGACAGAGAGCACGAGCAUCCGACUAAUCAGCGGACACAAGAACAAGGUGAACGAAGUGUCCUUCAGUCCUGAUGAGACUCACUGUGCCACGUGUGCUGAAGAUGGCAGUGUGAGGAUUUGGUCUCUGGGCAGCAUGGAGCUGGUGGUACAGUUUCAAGUGCUGAACCAGAGCUGCCAGUGCCUGGCCUGGAAGCCUUGGCCCAUUGGUGCCCCGGGAGCUGAGAGCCAGCACGUGGUAGCAGGGUACAGCGACGGCACCAUCCGUGUGUUCAGCAUUUCCAGGACGGAGAUGGAGCUGAAAAUGCACCCACACGCUGUUGCACUGACAGCAGUUGCCUAUACCACAGACGGAGAAAUCGUCUUAUCAGGGGGCAAGGACGGAGUUGUGGCUGUCAGCAGCCCUCGCACUGGAAUGACUAUUCGCAUCCUCACUGACCACAAAGGCUCCCCCAUCACUGUCAUCCAGUGCACCAGGAAGCAGUACUAUGACUUUGGGGUGGAGGGCAGUGAACUCUGGCUGGCCACCAGCUCAGAUCGGCGGGUCAGCGUCUGGGCCUCCGACUGGCUGAAGGAUAAAUGCGAGCUCCUUGACUGGCUCAGCUUCCCUGCUCCUGCAGUUCCUGAGGGUCUCAGCAGCCUCCCUCCGAGCCUGGCAGCAUUCUGCCCUUGGGAACACGGUACUCUGGUUUACGUUGGCUUUGGGAUGCAGAAGGAAGUCUUGUUUUACAGUCUGCGCAAGAAGCAGGUAGUUGGGAAGAUCUCCUUGCCGUACUUUGCCAUGUCGCUGAGCCUGUCUCCCGCAGCGCGCUUCCUCGCUGUCGGCUUUGGCGGUAAGUACUGGAGCGCGCCGUGGGCUCUGCUCCCCGGGCAGCCUGUCCCCAGGUUACCUCUGGCAGGGAGGGAUCUCCCAUUCUCUCUGCCUGCAAGUGUGAGUGGACCAAGCAUCCCUGUCUCUUCACUGAGAGUUAGAGAUGGGUGCACACAUCCACCACGUCCACCGAGCCUGGCGUGACCUCCUGGGGGGAGCUACAGCCCCAGGAGCGCAGGGAGCUGCCCCCUCUCCUGGGCAGGGUGGGUGUCAGGCCCAGAGAAAGCCCUGUGAGACUCGCAGCUUAGAAAGGAGCUAAGAUGAAGUCAGGCCUGACGGAUGGGGCACGUGCUUAUUCAUGAGCAAGAUUUGUCACUGGAAUGACUCCUCGGGGUUAUGGGCUGUCUUCAUCUCCUCUGCCUGGGAGUGAGCAGCUCUGCAGCUGUGUGGGUUAGAGGCAGAAGGGACCUUCCCACAGCACAGGGACAAUCUGUGCAUCAGUGCCCUCCUUUUGGAGGACACCUCACUCCACUAGCUGUUUGUUUGUCUCCUGGCGGCGGUGUGUCCGUCUGUCCUGCUCUGACAGCGACUCGAGAGCCCAAGAGCAUGAUGUGCUGCACAGCCGAGCGCCGGGGCCCUAGUGCUUUGGAGGGCGUGUGGCUCCCUGGCUCCACUGCUCAGCAGGGCUGCAGGGACGUGCUGCUGCGUGCAUUGCUGCAGCGUGCCGGUGUGCUGUGUGGAGCGGCCCCCCUCGAUUACCAGCUGUUAAUUGCGCACUCACUUCCACGAGAAGCUGUCCCGUCACUCAGCUUGUCAAAAAGCUGUUCAGCAGGGGGCAGAUCUCCUCCUGUGCUCGGGGAAGGGGGGGGAUUAUCAGUAAAGGAAGCUAAACGGAGAGGAGGGGAGGUCUCGCUUUCAUGAGGAAUGCUUCACAGCCAGAGAACGGGAAUUCAGCUCCUCAUUACUGCCGGCUCCCUGCCAGCCCCCCAGCGCCCGGGGUCCGCACCCCCUCCUGUGCCCCAGGCCACAGGGGAGAGGGGUCAAGCCUGCAGCUCCUGCACACUGAGGUGGGGUCCCAGCUGCAGGGUGGGCAGAGGCUGCGGCAGCCCCCCCGCCCCCGCCGAUGCUCCCCGCUUCCCCCCAGAGCGGCUGCUGCGGCUGCUGCGCGGCCCGGCGGGAGCGGAGCAGGACUACGCUGGGCACGACGACGCCGUGCACC
This is a messenger RNA of Dromaius novaehollandiae (emu), 6693 nucleotides long. It is a transcript of the gene WDR90, whose product is annotated as WD repeat domain 90. The coding region runs from base 78 to 5678 and encodes 1866 amino acids. Lineage: Eukaryota; Metazoa; Chordata; Aves; Casuariiformes; Dromaiidae. Gene Ontology annotation, molecular function: protein binding. The record is from RefSeq and is a predicted model, not a curated record. Gene Ontology annotation, cellular component: centriole. The transcript has 42 exons.